Saprolegnia diclina VS20 is the source of this 562-nucleotide messenger RNA. RefSeq lists its product as hypothetical. The transcript has 3 exons. NCBI's taxonomy places the organism in Eukaryota, Oomycota, Saprolegniomycetes, Saprolegniales, Saprolegniaceae. The record is from RefSeq and is a predicted model, not a curated record. Gene Ontology annotation, molecular function: ATPase activator activity; ferrous iron binding. Bases 24 to 440 code for a protein of 138 amino acids. Gene Ontology annotation, biological process: positive regulation of ATP-dependent activity.
GCAUUUUUCGCGGGACGACGGCGAUGGCAUCGCACUACGAUCUGUUUGGCGUCGCGGCCGACUGCAGCCAGGCAGAGAUCAAGCAAGCGUACCAUGCUGCGAUCCUCAUGAGCCAUCCCGAUAAGCAGAAGGCCGCGGAGGACGUCUCGUCUCUGGACUUUCAGCAAGUCCAUGCGGCGUACCAGACGCUGCGGUCGGCCGAGACCCGGCGCGCGUACGACCUGUCGCUGCAAGAGGCCAAGCUGCGCGACGAGAAGCGCAUUUCCGACGAGGUCGAUCUGGACGACAUGACGUUUGAUGAGGAGAGUGGAUGCUACGCCCAUGCCUGCCGCUGCGGCGAGCACUACUUUAUCAGCAUCGACGAGCUCGAAGACGGGACCGACGUCGUUCCUUGCGACGGCUGCUCGCUCAACAUUCGCGUCUUAUAUGCGAUGGAGUAGAGAGUAGGGAUGGCAGCCCUUGGUCAAAUAGUAUGUAUUCCUAGCGCGUGUCGGUUAUCAUGUAAAGAGCUUAUAAAGCCUCGUGGUAUGGCGACGCGACGGACGACGACGCUGGCGCGCUU